AUGUGGGCUUGCGAUGUCGAUGGGUGCACGAAGCAGUUUGCUCGGGAAGCUGAUUUGAAGAGACACAGAAAAACGACUAGAGCUCAUUCCAUUGCAAGCUUUGCAUGUCCUCAUUGUAAUGCUACCUUCACACGGGCAGACGCCCAAAGACGACACCAAAAGUCGAGGCAUAGCGACGAUCUACCAGCUGAACCGCCUAGCAGUAAAGAUCCACCCGCAAAGCCCUCCCCAAAGGCCAAACCACCAGCGAUGAGCUGCCCCCCUGAACCUCGCCCUGUAGGCACAGGCAACAACAACUACUACCGUGCUCACACGGCAGAAAUAACUCCCAACCCCGAAGUCACUGAAAGAGCCUUAUCCGUCGCCCCAGGCCAAUCCUCCUCCUCCAAUCCCCAUUACACCCCCUCCCCACACUACCGCCAACCCACGACGGAACCUAAACCAGAGACCCGCAAAUCCCGGAGGACUCGGUCGUCUGCGAAAGCCUCUGCCCUUGGUUCGGGAUCGGGCGCGACCUCCAUUUCCACCACCGCCAGAAGGAAUGCAGCGAAAUCUAAACGGGGCUCGUCCGUACCUGUACCUUCGCUACCACCCCUCAGCGCGACAUCUACCACUGUCACUGCUGUAUCGGCCUCGGCGUCAACGUCUGGAUCUACAUCUCUAUCGGAGAGUUCACCAAGACCUUCUCCGAGUCCUAUCUCCCCUCUCCGGGUCCACCACCCCCAGGAGAACAACUUCAACGGCAUACUACACGCAUCGAGCUCCAGCUCAAACCAGAACUCGAGCUCGAACUCGAAUCUACCCAUCAUCAUCGAUCCGAGCGUCACACUACCCAUAAACCCGGAUCUAGGCUCCAUAGAGGAGGAAAUCGACCUCCUCGCUCAUACCAAUAUGAAUAAUGGAUCUCUAAUAGGCUCCUCAAUGCCAUUGUCAAUGGAGUAUUCCUCCAAAUACUCACCUUUCCACCAUCAACAACGAGGCCACCAUCUUCCACCAGGGAUGGACGUCAUGCUGGUAGACGUGGACUCGAUAUCAGACGGUCAUGAUCCAGAGGACGAUAUGGCGGAUCUCAACUCGGACUCCGUCACCCAAUGGGGUGAGGUGAAAGGCAAGGAAGGGUUGAACGGGGAUGUAAAUGGGGCUCGGGACAGGGAUAGGAGCGUGAUGCCUGGCGGGCCCGGAGAUGGCUUGCUACGCGACUAUUCGGGCUCCCUGCAACCCGAUACCACUAUCGACCAACUCUUUGGCCAUGAUGGAGAAUCAAUGCUCCAUUCAGACUUCCUCUUGGAGAACCCCAUAUACGAUCCGGGGCCAACAUAG
Coprinopsis cinerea okayama7#130 is the source of this 1320-nucleotide messenger RNA. RefSeq lists its product as hypothetical. Lineage: Eukaryota; Fungi; Basidiomycota; Agaricomycetes; Agaricales; Psathyrellaceae. The transcript is spliced from 6 exons. The record is from RefSeq and is a predicted model, not a curated record. Bases 1 to 1320 code for a protein of 439 amino acids.